This is a messenger RNA of Electrophorus electricus (electric eel), 2347 nucleotides long. RefSeq names its product fat storage inducing transmembrane protein 1, like (gene fitm1l). Gene Ontology annotation, cellular component: endoplasmic reticulum membrane. Gene Ontology annotation, biological process: lipid droplet organization; lipid storage; phospholipid biosynthetic process. The record is from RefSeq and is a predicted model, not a curated record. Gene Ontology annotation, molecular function: coenzyme A diphosphatase activity. NCBI's taxonomy places the organism in Eukaryota, Metazoa, Chordata, Actinopteri, Gymnotiformes, Gymnotidae.
UGAGGGUAUCAGAGCAGCCAGGUUGUGCUAUAAAAACCAGGACAGGCAGGCACAGAGCAUAAACCAUUGGAAUAUACCUCAAUAUUUUUCAGCGUAGUUGGAGAAAAUUAAAUGGGAGUUUUUGACAUUAAAAGAACUCUCCAGAUGCAUGGAAAGACACAAGAGGACACGGAUCAGAUUAGAGAAAUUUCCUGAAGCACACUCAUUCACUGAAGAUCAGAAGACAAGACAAUGUGGUGGACCAUCUAGACCUGCUGGAACACGCUGUCUUAAGCACAGGAGGGGAAGAAGUGACCUCUGUCUAGGCUCACUGCAUUUAUUUCACUAAUGUUUCUCAACUCUCUCCUCGUGGUCACCACCGACCUGGCGGCUAGGCUGCUGGGCAAUGCACUAUUUCGACGGCAUUUUCAUUUGCUGCUAUCAGCAAUGGUCCUGUUCGGACCCCUCCUGAACUUGGGGGUGUCCCAGUAUAGUGUUUUUGCAAGGAGGAGCCAUUUUCUGUACAGGCUGUUUCUGCGCUCGGGCUGGGGUUGGACCUGCGUCUGCGCGGGCUCCUUCGUCUUCCUCCUGUCCUACUCCGUGCGCCGCUCCCUUCCGCUGGCUGUGCGCCACCUGUCGCGGCUCGCGGUGGCGGGAGCCAUGUGGCUGGCCUUCCGCGAGGGCCUGAGCGUGCUGGAGAACGCCACGGGCAGCUGCUACGAGCCCCUCAGCGGCCCCCCGGAGCUCUGGCCGGGCUCGAGCGCAGCAGCUCAGCCUCUACUGCUCUUACGGGAAGGAGAGACGAAGGCGGUGUGCGUCAGCGCGGGCAUGCAGUGGCGGGGCUACGAGGUCUCCGAGGACACGUUCCUGCUCUGUCUGUGCUGUCUGCUGCUGGCUGAGGAGACGGCCGUGUUUGGGCCCUAUCUGACACUAGGGGGCGCCUCAGGGGGCCCCCUGCGCAUUCUCUUCCUCUUCUGUGUCCUGCUGCUGAGUCUCUGGUUGUUUCUGCUUUUCUGUCUACUUGCUUAUUUCCCACAGUUCCCAACCCAGCUGCUAGGGGGCGCUCUAGGCUGCCUUAGCUGGAGGGCAACCUACCAUGGUUGGUACCAGUGUGGACCAAGCUGGUACUGCCCCGGAAGGCCUGGAGUUGGACUACUCACAACAUAGGGCGCAAGAAGAGUUUUCAACAGCGAUGGGAAUUUUGGCAAAAUUGCUCAGUUGUAACAAAACUGGAAUAAGAAAAAUAUUUGAUUUGUUUAGUAUCAAACUACCUCUGAAAUAUUUCUGAACUUUGAUUUAAAAAUUGAAUCUGACCUUUUAGUGCAGCCAAUUAAAUGAUCUCUGAGAGGGCUUAAAAGGGGGGCCAAAAUAAUGUAUAACAUUAUGACACAGACACACACACACAGUAUCUAGUGUUAUUCAUUGGCAUUUUUUUCUCUCUCUCUCUCUCUCUCUCUCUCUCUCUCUCUCUCACUGCAAAUGUUUUAGGCACCAAAUAAAUUAUAAUCUAUUCAUGGACAGUGUUUAAAAGUGUUUAUUCACAUAUAAAACAUUAUGCAGAAGAAUGAAUCCACAUAAGAGAAAGGGCCAGUAGUUUUAGUACUGGAAACUACACAUGCUUUAUCAUGCUGGCCCUUUAUUGCCAUCUAUCAGUAUAAAACAAACACAGUUAAACAGGCAUCUACCCACUGAAUGGACAGCACAGGGGAUCUAGUUCUGUGCAGGGAAAAAGCUUGAAAGAUUUUUUUCAUAAGCAAAUUAUAUAUUUCGAUGAUAAAUAGGUCAAUGCAAAUUUCACUUGUUUACAAUUACAGAAAUCCUACUGUUCUCAUGGCAUGUGCUGAUAUGAACAAGGUAAAAGUGUGUUUUAAGGGCUGUCGAUAUACAACUUAAACCCUGUUAACUCUGGCACAGAUUACUCCCCGAAGCUCCGGCCAGCGGAUUAGCCGACUCCUUAGUUUCAUGCAAGGGUUGCCUUGCCUUUUAUAGUAGAUAACUUUUGGAUACAACACCUUGGAAACAACUAUAACUAAACUUUCACAAAGGAAUGUGGCCGAUAUGAACCCUUUGGUGUAAUAGAGAAUACUAAUAGAAUAAUAAGAGAAUGAUGACAAAUGCAUAAUGUGCAAUUUGUGUUGUGCUAAUGUGUUACUUGCCUGUUUUACUGUUAAACAGUGAUAAGUGUGUCAAAACAUUAAAUAAAACAUGAGACGUGAACUUCUGCUUUGUUAGUCCACCAGUCAUCACUGUAUUAGACCUGUUUUUAAAAGAACGUUUCAGUUUCGGUGAGAUGUGAGGACAGGAUCCAGGAAUGACGCUGGCUGACUGUCUGGCGUCUGGUGCAUCUCACACCCUUUCACACAGACAA